UGAUGGUGGGUAUGGGACAGAAGGACUCGUACGUGGGAGACGAGGCUCAGAGCAAGAGGGAUAUCCUCACACUGAAGUACCCCAUGGAGCACGGCCUCGUCACCGACUGGGACGACAUGGAGAAGAUCUGGCAUCACACCUUCUACAACGAGCUGCGUGUUGCCCCCGAGGAGCACCCCGUCCUGCUCACAGAGGCCCCCCUGAACCCCAUGGCCAACAGGGAGACGAUGGCACAGGUGAUGUUUGAGAGCUUCAAUACUCCCGCCAUGUACAUAGCCAUCUCCCCUGUGCUGGCCUUCUACGCCUCUGGUCGUAACACGGGUAUCAUCGUGGACUCUGGCGAUGGGGUCACCCACACUAUGCCCAUCUACGAGGGCUACAACCCCCCUCACGCCACCCUGCGUCUGGACUUGGCUGGCCGCGACCUCACCGACUACCUGAUGAAGAUGCUGACCGAGCGCGGCUACAGCUUCACCACCACGGCCGAGAGGGAAAUCGUGCGCGACAUCAAGGAGAAGAUGUGCUACGUGGCGCUGGACUUCGAGCAGGAGAUGGGCACCGCCGCGUCCUCCUCUUCUCUGGAGAAGAGCUACGAGCUGCCCGACGGACAGGUCAUCACCAUCGGCAACGAGAGGUUCCGCUGUCCCGAGGCACUCUUCCAGCCCUCCAUCUUGGGUAUGAAGUCUGGUGGCAUCCAUGAGACCACGUUCAGCUCCAUUAUGAAGUGCGACGUGGAUGUGCGUAUGCACGUGUACCCCAAUAUUGUGCUGUCCGGCGGCACCACCAUGUGUCCAGGCUUUGCUGACCGCAUGCAGAAAGAGAUCACAUCACUGGCACCCUCCACCAUGUGGAUCAAGAUGGUCGCAUACCCUGAGCGGAAGGACUCUGUGUGGAUCGGCGGCUCCAUCUUGGCCUCCCUCUCCACCUUCCAGCAGAUGCUGGUCAGCAAGCAGGAGUACGACGAGUCCGGCCCCUCCAUCAUGGACCGCAAAUGCUUCUGACCCCAUGGCCUAACCACUCCCCCUGGUGGACAAGCAGGAGUACGACGAGUCCGGCCCCUCCAUCAUGGACCGCAAAUGCUUCUGAACCCAUGGCCUAACCACUCCCCCUGGUGGACAAGCAGGAGUACGACGAGUCCGGCCCCUCCAUCAUGGACCGCAAAUGCUUCUGAACCCAUGGCCUAUCCACUCCCCCUGCUGGACAAGCAGGAGUACGACGAGUCCGGCCCCUCCAUCGUGCACAGUAAAUGCUUCUGACCCCAUGGCCUAACCACUCCCCCUGGUGGACAAGCAGGAGUACUACGAGUCCGGCCCCUCCAUGGUGUGUGUGUGUGUGUGUGUGUGUGUGUGUGUGUGUGUGUGUGUGUGUGUGUGUGUGUGUGUGUGUGUGUGUGUGUGUGUGUGUGUGUGUGUGUGUGUGUGGUAAGCAUAAAGGAUCCGUGCAGACCAGCAGAGGCACUGGAAUAUCUUCCUGCAACAUUCCUGUCCAUUUCUUUGCCAAAUUGAAUCGUUGAAAUUGUUCAUUUU
Molecule: messenger RNA, 1526 nt
Organism: Sardina pilchardus (European sardine)
Lineage: Eukaryota; Metazoa; Chordata; Actinopteri; Clupeiformes; Clupeidae
Product: actin, cytoplasmic 1-like
Exons: 4
Coding region: 3-1001 (332 amino acids)
Source: RefSeq, a predicted model, not a curated record